Messenger RNA from Mesorhabditis belari, 1671 nucleotides. Lineage: Eukaryota; Metazoa; Nematoda; Chromadorea; Rhabditida; Rhabditidae. The record is from the annotation of a GenBank genome assembly.
AUGAAUUCCGGCGCGAGUCACGGUUACACGUCGAACUCGGGAGGAUAUCAAGCUUCGUGGUCUACCGACUACCGCGGAACGACAGCAUCAACGCCUGCUUACGCUAUGUCGCAGUCGGCAUUCUCGGGCGGAUCAACUUACAACAAACAGAAUUCGUCGUGGUUACAGAACAAUCAGAACACCGGAUACAAUACAGGCAUGAUGCGUCCGAAUCAAUCAAGAAACGAGUAUUUAUAUAGUCCGUCAACCAACUAUGCCCUGCCUGGCACCGGAAACACCCAAUGGCGCUCGUCAAUCUUUUCCGAUUCUUCAUAUCAGCCAAGUCGAAACCUUCAAAGCAUUUGGGCAUCACCAAUGUCAAAUCCUAGACCUUUCUUGCCUAAGCGCCAAUCGCAAGCAAAACCAGUACAGACUACAAAGUCAACACAGGGCAAGUCAGUGCAGAAAUCUACUCCUGCAGCUAUUGAAAAACCAAAGCAACACCAAAAAUCUCCAAAAGCAGCAACUGUGGCGGACAAAAGCAAGCCAGCUGAAACAAAAACUUUUCCAUCUAAAAGCAAAGGCGGUGUUCCAAAGAAGACAUCUCCAAAGAAGGGCGCUCCAAACAAAGAAGGAAACAAGAAAAUGAAUUACGGAGGAGGAUAUGGACGAGGCUACUUUGUUCCCCGCGGAGGCAAGAACAAUUACAGGAGAAAGAGAGACAACAAGCAAGAUGACAUUCCGUUUAACGCGGUUCCCGAAGGUGAGCCAUUUAUCGCCUUUCCGGUUUCUUUCGAGAACAUGCUUUGCUUCCAUGGAUUCUCAAGCAUCUUCACUACGCAGCACAUGUUCCCCGUACUGAUUGACGGCAAGAUUUAUGAGUCGUGUGAUCAUUUCUAUCAAAUUGAGAAGACUCGCCAACUUUGUGGCCAGUCUAGCGAAAAAAUGACUGCAACAGUUAGGGAUGAAGAGGGAAAGCGCCUUGAUGGAAAAGUUGGCUUCCGUUCACACGAAGAAAAGGGAUACAGUGCUUUGGCUAAAGAGAUGCUGCGUUUGGCUGGGGUUUCGAAGGACAAGAUCGAGGAAUGGCGCCAUACUAAAGGAUUAGAAGUUGUUCAGAAGGCUCUUCUUGCUAAAUUAACUCAAUGUCCUGAGCUGCGAGACGCUCUGCGCAAUUCUGGCGAUAAGAUUUUGGUACAUUGUUAUCCUGGUGAUGCUAUUUAUGGGUCAGGCACAAGAAUCAACGGAAUUAAGUCUUGGUGCGAUGAGAUGAAGAAGAAUGAAGCAAAGCUGAUUGUGCCAAUUAGCUUCCCACUUACCGAGGAAACCGUGAAAUAUUGCCCUGUUGUCGGAAAAGGACGUAAUGUGCUUGGUGUCAUUAUGAUGCAGCUUCGCAACUUGGUCCUCACCGAACAAGUGGCUCUUGUCGACAUGUCUCUCGUUUUCGAUGGACUCGUUCAAGCCAAUCCUGCAAUUACUAGCACAGCCAAUCACGCAAAUGACAAUUUGGACGAUGAUGAUACAAUGAACGGUUUCACGAUCGGGGGUGGCCCAAUUCAGUGCUCUUUAGGGUCCCCUGACUUCACACACGGUCUCGUGAAGUCCAAAAAGAAUGCUCUCCAUUCAACGAUGUCUCUUGUUGAUCGUGGUCAUUCUCUACUCGGUACAAGCUGGCACGUGGCUUGCUUUCAA